Amoebophrya sp. A25 is the source of this 288-nucleotide messenger RNA. NCBI's taxonomy places the organism in Eukaryota, Dinophyceae, Syndiniales, Amoebophryaceae. The record is from the annotation of a GenBank genome assembly.
GGCUCUUCCUUCCAGAAGAAGACGCCAGUCGUUUGCUGUUGAAGACUUGCAGAAACGGCGAUCGCGAUGCUUGGUUCUGCGCACACAUUGAGUUAGCACGGUACCGCCUUGGUUCUGCGUUAGUCAGACUGCUCGACACCGAUCCGCUUUUUCCAGACGUCAGCGGCGGCGCGAACGAGCGUCGUGCUGGUGGAUUUCAACCACUCUGGGACUUCUUCCGAGAUGAUUACUUCACGACGUUGCAACUUUUCCGGCGGGGUGCCUACAGCCCGUGUCCGGGCGGUCUCG